Cydia pomonella (codling moth) is the source of this 5180-nucleotide messenger RNA. RefSeq names its product gustatory receptor for sugar taste 43a-like. Gene Ontology annotation, cellular component: membrane; neuronal cell body; axon. The record is from RefSeq and is a predicted model, not a curated record. Gene Ontology annotation, biological process: sensory perception of taste. Bases 864 to 2324 code for a protein of 486 amino acids. The transcript is spliced from 10 exons. Lineage: Eukaryota; Metazoa; Arthropoda; Insecta; Lepidoptera; Tortricidae.
UAAUAUAUUUUUUUAACCAAUUAUUAGGUUUCAAAUGUUAGUUCAAAGAGAUUGUAUCACACCAAACAUAAUUUAUAUAUUAAAUUAUCUCGUUAAUUACAGAACAUUGCAGUAAUUCUCCCUAUUAUUAUAAAAGGCGGGUAGGGUACGCAGUGUCAAGCGGCAUGUUCGUGUAUGGUAAAGUUAGAAUAUUACGUCUUAGAAUAUUAUUUUAAAUUGGUUGUUAUUAUGUUUGUAAUAAAUGAAUAAAGUUAAUAUAGGUAUUUGUACAAGUAUUACUUUUCAUCGUCAACCCGAUGAGAUAUUACAUGCUAUCGUAGAACUUUUCGUAGAACUUACACUAAAGAUAAAAGUGUCUCCCGUAUUUAUAGGUUCGUAAAACUGCUGACGUUUCAGGAUAUGGCGGCAUUUCCGAUUAAGUGCCUGUUUAUGACCGUGGACGUAUAAACAAUCUACCGUUGCUUUUAUAGAUAAUAAUUUGUAAUUUAUAAUAGUUUAUAUAUUUAUUUUAGAGAUUAAUAUCUUUAUACAGGUUGUUUAUUUAGUCAUCUGCAAUAAUUUACGGGAUGAAUAUAUAGGUCAUACUGAACAACUUUUACUGUGGGUCCAACCACGAAAUCGCGAAAUUCUCUUAUUAGUCAUUCGGAUCUAGAGCACAGAGACCUUACAGAUAACCGCAGCCAAAUAACUUUACACCCUACUCAUAGUAUUGUGUUCCUGCUGGUGAGUAACGUUGCCAGAACUCAACGAGGGUGUGGAAUGUUAGGGUCGGCAACUCCAGAGCAGUCUUGCUUAUCAUCAGGCGGGACGUAUGCUUGUUUGCCACCGACGUAGUAUAAAAAAAGAUAAAACACCGCGACAAAAUGUCAGGAAUGAGUCCACGCUUGCUGUAUACAAAUCUGAUUAAAACUUUUGUUUCAGGUGUAGAAGCUGGAAAGGAUGGAGCGGUGGCACCGAUGCCGGGAGAGCACACCAAGCCAGAGGUGUCGACAUAUUGCGUGGUUGGAGGGGCACACGCUUGUAUUCUUAGGAUAUCCAGUUUCUUCGGUCUAGCGCCGCUAAAGUUCGAAACGCAGUCCAACGGCUUCGCAGUCACUAUAUCUAGCGCUAUGUGCAUAUAUAGUUAUACAUUAGUCACAAUAUUAGUAAUAUGCACAAUCUUCGGGCUCGCGACGGAAAUCAACAUCGGGGUCGAACUGUCUGUGCGAAUGUCGUCACGAAUGUCACAGGUCGUAUCGACAUGCGACGUGUUAGUGGUGGUGAUCACCGCGGGCGCCGGCGUGUAUGGCGCCCCGAGGAGGAUGCGGGAGAUGCUCAAGUUCAUGGAUAAUGUAGCGUCGGUGGACAACAGUAUAGGAGCCCAAUAUUGCCCCGCCAAUGAGCGUAAACUCUGCGCGAUACUGCUGGCGAUCCUCAUCUUCUUCACCGUGCUAAUCACAGACGACUUCUGCUUUUAUGUGCUGCAGGCCAAGAAGAUAAACAGAGAAUGGGACAUAGUGACGAACUACAUCGCCUUCUACCUGCUGUGGUACGUGGUGAUGGUGCUGGAGCUGCAGUUUGCAUUCACCGCUCUGUCCAUGCGUUCGCGGUUCCGUGCAGUCAACGACGCUAUCGCGCUUACGGCACGACACGUCGCCAUACCGCUGGAGAAGUUGGAACAACCAACGCCCGUGAACAUGUUCGCGAUCCGCGUCGCUCCGUCCGACCCGCGUCGCUCUGCCAGCAACAUCAGCUUGCUGGUCGACUCGCUGCCCCAGGCCGACCAUCCCGUUAUUAUUAGGAAAAAUGUAAACGGCGAUCCUCGUCUAAUCGUGCCCCCGUGCGAGGCCAUCCGUCGGUUGGCAGCGCUCCACGGCUCCUUGUGUGAAGUGGUGCAGCGGAUUGACAGAAGCUAUGGGCUCCCGCUCGUAGUUAUACUGCUGUCUACGUUGCUGCAUCUCAUUGUUACGCCGUACUUCCUUAUUAUGGAGAUCAUUGUAUCUACGAAUCGAAUCCACUUCUUGGUGCUCCAGUUUCUGUGGUGCGUCACCCACAUGCUGCGCAUGUUCGUCGUGGUUGAACCAUGUCACUACACCAUUACUGAAGGCAAAAGGACCGAACAGCUGGUUUGCCAGCUGAUGACAUACGCGCCGUCCGGCGGCGCACUGCCCUCGCGGCUGGAGCUGUUCUCCCGGCAGCUCUUGCUGCGCUCCGUCAACUACUCCCCGCUGGGGAUGGCCACGCUGGACCGCCCGCUGGUCGCUUCUGUAAGACGUAGACUUAUUCCUUUCUUCUUCUCAACCUUCCUUUUUUCUUCUUUUCAUCCUUGUACGAAGACCGUCUGACCUGCGUUGUCGAAGGCAAGAUAUUAAUGGCGUUGCUGGUAAUGUCAUGUUGGAGCCGCUGGUCGCUUCUAUAAAACUCCUUUGCUUUCUCUUUCCCAUUUCCAUUCAGUUUCGGGCUACGCACCAGGGCCUUCUGCCAUAGGUUGUCGAUGGCGAGAUAUUGACAGACAAAUAAAAAAAAAAUAAAGAGUGAAGAGUAUCACUGAGCCGUGACCCUUUUGUCCUGCUGCAACGCACACAGUAUGUAGGUAGGUACUUUUAUUUUAUUUUAUUGUUUAUUAAUUAUGCCUAUUUUGUUGUCUCAAUUUUCUUUUGUGCUAUUUUCAUUUUGUUCCUGUAAUAAUUUGUGUUCUUUAUGAUGAUUUAAACUUUAUAUUGUGUGUUUUUGCAGCUGCCAAAUAAAUGAUUUAUCUAUCUAUCUAUUCAGAGUUUUUAGAUCCUUCUCUGCGUCACACAUGUAAGACACGUUUUUGUAAAACUCAUGUAGCCGUCCAUUCUUGCCUCUUUCCCAUUUUUAAUUUUGAUUGGACGGAGACACCAGGACAGUCCUGGAUCGUCAGUGGCAAGAUAUUCAGGGAUUUUAGUUUUUUCUCAAUCUGAAUCACCAUGAAGUAGAGGUGAUCUUUCUGCUGGAGCUGCUAUCCCGGAGGCUCUUGCUGCACUCCGACACCUACUACCCGCAGGGGAUUUCCACGCCUAACCAAUAAUUAUUAUUCUCUCCAAUUUUUUAAAUACAUAAUUAAAUUUUAAUAAAAUUCUCAAUAGUUUGUUAUAAAUAUUUGAUCCAUUCGUCCUAAAAUAUUUUAAUUCUCUUAAGAUGCGCAUUUAUUGUUUGGUUGAAUGCAUAGAUUAGUAUACCCCCUUAUUCAUAAACGUGUACUAAAGUCACGAUGCCGCUAAUAAUCGUUUGUCCCUUUCCAUCAUACCAAUACGUCGGAAAGGGACAAACGAUUAUUAGCGGCAUCGUAACUUUAGUACACGUUUAUGAAUAAGGGGGUUAAUGUCUCAUUUUUGUUGCAGGUGAUCGGCGCAGUAACUACGUAUUUAGUUAUUUUAAUACAGUUCCAAAGAUAUGACAGUUAAAAUUGACUGACCUGUAGGUAUAGUUAUCGCACUGUAAGAAGCCACGCAUACAACACACGUCGUUUAUAUGUAACUGCUAGCGUAUUCUUUGCUGUAUGUGAUUAUAUCUAUCAAUAAUUCGAAACAUAUUCGGGACAUAUUUCAUGCUAAAAGGGGGGAUUGCGUCAGGGGGAGGGGAGGAACGCUAGUGUGCGUAAAGCACUAUACUCGUACCUCAAGGUAUCAUACUACAUUCGUUUUAAGCUGGAUAUAAUUUGAGUGUCUUUCCCAUUCAUUAGAAAAUAACUUGACCGAAUCAUAGGUAAUAUUUGUUAUUAUGAUUUAAAAAUUGCUUGCUAUCGAUAUUGACAAAGAUAAUUUGAAAUAGAGGUGUAUUGUCAAAGAAAACUUUGUAGCGACGUAAAUUUACUGCCAUCUUUCGACACAUUUAAAACUUUUAGAAUGUCAUUUGACUUUGAUCCUUAUUCAUUCACUGAUAUGUUUUAAAUUUGUUAAAUAUCGAAAAGUGGCGCCAUCUUACCGGGCACUACCUAAAGGUUAUGACGCCAUCGCUCGAAACGAUGCUGCUAUACCUUUGGCCUUUGAUCUAUUAGAUGGCGCCACUUGUUGAUGUUUAACUCAUAUCAGUAAAAUGCUAUGUAUAUUGGCUUGCCUUUCCUGUGGGUCCGGCCAGUGAGGUCGAGAGGGUUGCGCAGGUGCAGGGCAUCCCUGCGUUUUCCUUGAAUCUGUCCCAGGCGGUGUAAUGUCUCUAGACAUUGCACCAUAGAACGUCUGAAAUAGACGCUAAGGCCAGUAGUAUCAGUAAAAUAAUAAGGAUCAAAGUCAAAUCUAAAAGUUCAAAUUAUUUAUCGAAAGAUGGCAGUAAAUUUACAUCGGUACAAAGUUUUCUUUGACAAUACACAAUACAUCUCUAUUUCAAAUUCUCUUUGAUCUUGAUAACAAAUGCAAACGUAUAGGAGCGGCCUUAGUGCACGCUGCUCACGUCACUUGUGAGCCCGACGCCACGCAUCUUAAGUCAAUAUUUAAUUAAUCACUAGAACUAGCACCUAAUGCCCCGAAAAACCAGGCUAUGUUUAAUAAUAGUUUUGAAAAGGGGACGAAUAGAUUUGUUCAUGGACCAAAAUACAAAUAUUGUAUUGUCAUCCAAUUUCUUAAUCAUACAUAUGUAUGCAAAAACGGGAAGUGGGUCCAAUUUAGCUUCCAAGAUUUGACCCAUACUAACAAAUGAACAUACAUACUAUUCAUACUAACAAGGCAAGUCAAAUAAAAGCUAUAAGUAAAAAAGCUAAUCUAUAUGUAAGAAACGGAACGUAUAUAAAUCCUGUAAUAUAAAAUAUACAUGUGUAUAUUAUAUAUAUCAGAUACAUCUAGUCAAACGUAUAAGUGUAAGGCCCGAGUGGACGCUCGCUGGGCGGGGCGUGCAGCGUGGCGUCGGGCUCACAAGUGACGUGAGCAGCGUGCACUAAGGCCGCUCCUUUACGUUUGCAUUUGUUUAACAUGCACGCCGCACGCCCCGCCCCGCUGCACGCCCAACUCAAGCGUCCACUCAGGCCUUACACUAAGUAAGUAUAACCUACUAGACUACAUAUAGUAGUGUACAUAAUAAGAGUUGUAUGCUAAUCUAGUCAUAAAAUAAAACGAUUUUUUCGUUCAAGUUCCUAUAUUUACAGUCAUUAUUUCAAAAUAUACAUGUGGUUUAAUAAGAAAAUACAUAAAAUGUAUAAUAGAAUAUAUUAUAUUAUGCGGUAGGUAAGUAAAAAAUUGUCAAGCACU